Molecule: messenger RNA, 1138 nt
Organism: Oryzias melastigma (Indian medaka)
Lineage: Eukaryota; Metazoa; Chordata; Actinopteri; Beloniformes; Adrianichthyidae
Gene: gpx8
Product: glutathione peroxidase 8 (putative)
Exons: 3
Coding region: 230-862 (210 amino acids)
Biological process (GO): response to oxidative stress
Molecular function (GO): glutathione peroxidase activity
Source: RefSeq, a predicted model, not a curated record
AAUUGACUCGAGUUGCUCUUUAAACGUUGAAGGUUGCAGACCGCUGCAACAUUUAAAAACAAAAUCUGGACAUUUCUUUUUUAUUUUGAAGGAAUUGCAUUUCCGACAUUGAAAUUAGUCUUUAUUUUGAAGGAAUUGGCUUUCCGGUGUCGUCGUAGUUUUUGCCAGCUAGCCAGACGGAUCCUCCUUUCCUCAGAACUUGUAGAAAAAACUCACUUCCACCUCCAAAAUGGAGGAGCUAGGAGGAUACCCCACCAAGUCCUCCAUCCGUAAAGCAAAAAUGUUUAGAGUUUUGUUGAGCAUGACAGUCGGAGCAGGGUGUUUAUUCCUUCUACAUACCCAGCUAAUAAAACCCAGAAAACCCAGCGAUUUUUAUUCUUUCGAGGUCAAAGACGCCAAAGGGAGGACGGUUUCCCUGGAGAAGUACCGAGGAAAAGCGUCGCUGGUUGUAAACGUGGCGAGUCACUGCGAGCACACGGAGGCGAACUUCAGGUUCCUGCAGGAGCUCCACCGGGAGCUGGGCACCUCUCACUUCAACGUCCUGGCCUUCCCGUGCGGCCAGUUCGGGAAGACAGAACUGGGCCUGAGUCGGGACAUCGAGGCGUUCGCCAGGAACACCUACGGCCUCACCUUCCCGUUCUUCAGCAAGAUCAAAACUUUUGGUUCGGAAGCGGAACCCGCCUUCAAAUUCCUCACAGAUUCUGUGCAAAAAUUUCCCAAAUGGAAUUUCUGGAAGUUUCUGGUUGAUCCAGAAGGCAAAGUCGUCCGGUUCUGGAGAACAGACGAGCCCACGGAGAGCAUUCGACAAGAAGCCGUAUCGCUGGUCCGACAGAUCAUCCUAAAGAAACGAGCGGAGCUAUGAUGGAUCUCAAACUGGACUGCUGCCUCCUGACGGUUUAGGUUUCUGACUGUCAGGAGUAAUCGACCUGUAGCAGUGAGUGAGAUGAGGAGAUGAGCCAUCCAGUCAACGCUCAGGAUUAGCCACUAAUGUCAGCUGCAGGCGAGAGGCUGGACAGAGAGGGAAUGAAACCAGGUCGUCACUGCAGCUCAAUGAAUCAUUCCUGUUUGAAAAGUUUACCUGUUACAUUUCUCUUUUAUUUUCCAAAGUUUACAUUAAAAUCUCUUUCUCAUGAUGACA